CACGAAGAACUCGACGGACGGCUUCAGAGUCCCAGAGGACUGCCGCCAACCAAACAAACGAACAAAAAUUAAAGAACAAGCCGAUCAGCGACCGGGCCCCUCCUUCCAAUCCCACGCUUCCACCUCCAAAAGCCUCCUCUCCUCUCUGUCCACCUCACCUCACGAAGCCCCCCUCAGAUUCCACUCCUCCGAUCCCCGAUCCUUCACCAUCCUCUUCCUCUCACCAGCCCAAUCAUCCCUGAGAGAAACCCCCCAUUCCUUUUCCGUCUACUUUCCAGCAAAGCAUUUUUUAGCACUUUUCUAUAAGUUUAUAUUCCGCCCUCAAUGCCAGUGGUCUAAGUUUCCCUCACUCCUCACCGCCUUUCCACCGCCUUCCCAUCUCCAUCCUAUAUUUCCUUUCCGUCAUUUUCUAACCUAGUCCAACGUUCAACUCCUUCCCUCUCUCUCUCUUAACCGAACUCUUACUCUUCUUCCACAAAACCCUCUCCCCUUCUUUUUUUUAGCCCCCUCACCCCUGAGAGGCGCCGUAGACCACAAAACCCCGCCUAUCUCCCCUCCGGUCAAAAGAUUAGUUAAUCCACCGCGAAUCAACCCCCCAAACCGCGUCGUGCUCAUCAACCUCCAUCAUCCUAAUAUCUUCUGACAUAAAAAGAAUGCCAUCCCUUCUCUUCUCCGUCAUCUAUCCUGGCUAGAGUAAUUGGAGAGUGUCGCGUCCGGUUCGACCACCACAACUUGCCGUUUCUAACGUCGUGUCAGGGCUAAUCGACGGUUUUGGGGGGAUGAUGAGGAUGGUUCCCGGGGAGCGAGAGGGCGUCGCGAGCCUUGUGGCCGCGCGGCGGUCGCUGCGGGCGAGCCUGGACAAGUCGCGGGCGCUGUCGGCGGCGCUGGCCCGCACCGGCCCCCGCCUCGACGAGAUCCAGCAGCGCCUCCCCUCCCUCGAGGCCUCCGUCCGACCGAUCCGUGCCCACGGCGACGCCCUCGCUGCCGUCGGCGGCCACAUCCACCGCGCCGUCGGCCCCGCCGCCGCCGUCCUCAAGGUGUUCGACGCCGUUCACGGCCUCGAGCGGCCCCUCCUCUCCGAUCCUGGCGCCGACCUCCCCGGCUACCUCUCCGUCCUCAAGCGCCUCGAGGAGGCUCUCCGCUUCCUCUCCGACAACUGCGGCCUCGCCAUCCAGUGGCUCGACGACAUCGUCGACUACCUCGACGAUCACUCCGUCGCCGACCCCCGCUUCCUGUGCACUCUCAAGACCUCCAUCGCCGCUCUCAAGACCUCCUCCUCCCCCCUCGACGGCGGCCUCCUAGACGCCGCCCUCGACAAGCUCGAGGCCGAGUUCCGGCGCCUCCUCUCCGACCACAGCACUCCCCUCCCCAUGCCCUCCUCCGCCGCCGGCGACAUUGCCAACGGCGGUGGCGCCGUCAUCGCCCCCGCCCCUCUUCCGGUCCCGGUCAUCCACAAGCUGCUCGCCAUCCUCGAGCGCAUGACCGCCAACAACCGCCUCGACCGCUGCGUCGCCGCCUACGUCGACGUCCGCGGCUCCAACGUCCGCGCCAGCCUCCGCGCCCUCGACCUCGACUACCUCGAGAUCACCCCGGCCGAGUUCGACGACGUCCAGAGCAUCGAGCCCCACAUCGACCGCUGGGGCCGCCACCUCGAGUUCGCCGUCAAGCACCUCUUCGAGGCCGAAUACAAGCUCUGCGCCGAGGUCUUCGAGCGCGCCGGACCUCCCGACGCCUGGGCCGCCUGCUUCGCCGAGAUCGCCGCCCAGGCCGGCAUGCUCGCCUUCCUCCGCUUCGGGAAGACCGUCGCCGAGGCCAAGAAGGACCCCAUCAAGCUGCUCAAGCUCCUGGACAUCUUCAACUCCUUGAACAAGCUCCGGCUGGACUUCAAUCGGCUCUUCGGUGGGAAGGUCUGCGUCGAGAUUCAGAAUCUCACCAGGGAUCUCAUCAAGAGGGUGAUCGAUGGCGGCUGUGAGAUCUUCUGGGAGCUUCUGGUUCAGGUGGAGCUACAGAGGCAGAGUCCGCCGCCCUCCGAUGGUGCCGUUCCGAGGCUGGUGAGCUUCAUCACGGAUUACUGCAACAAGCUUCUCGGCGAGGACUAUCGCCCGAUUCUCACUCAGGUACUGAUCAUUCAUCGGAGCUGGAAGCAGGAGAAGUUCCAGGAGAGGCUACUGACCGAUGCGAUUCACAAUAUUGUCAAGGCCCUGGAGGCGAAUUUCGAGACUUGGUCCAAGGGCUACGAGGACACGACCCUCUCCUUCCUCUUUAUGAUGAACACCCACUGGCAUUUCUACAAGCACUUGAAAGGGACCAAGCUCGGGGAGUUGUUAGGGGAUGCAUGGCUGAGGGAGCACGAGCAGUAUAAGGAGUACUAUGCUGCCUUUUUCUUGAGGGAGACCUGGGGAAAGCUUCCAUCUUUGUUGAGUAGGGAAGGCCUUAUUUUGUUUUCCGGAGGAAGGGCCACGGCCCGAGAUUUAGUGAAGAGGAGGUUGAAGGCUUUCAACGAGACAUUUGAUGAGUUGUAUCAGAAGCAGUCGAAUUGGGUCAUAUCGGACAAAGACUUGAGGGAAAAGACUUGCCAUCUCGUGGUGCAGGCGAUCGUUCCCGUGUACCGGAGCUAUAUGCAGAACUAUGGCCCUCUGGUGGAGCAGGAUGCCAGUGCGAGCAAGUAUGCCAAGUACACGCCCCAGACGUUGGAGAAGAUGCUGACAUCUCUCUUUCAUCAUAAGCCCGGGAAGUCUGCAAGCUUUAGGGUUAGGCACUCCAAUGGAAAAGUUGACAGCGUCAUGGCCAGCCAGUUUCGAUCUGCUUCAACUGUAAUGUGAUACAAGGCCUCCCUGGCUAUCCUGAAGGGAAAGGGACUCCCUGUUUACGCGCCAGUCCAAAAGAAAUGGAUUGUGCGGCAAUUGGUGUUCGGACACUGGUUGUGUGUGCAUAUACUGCUACCUGAAGAGCUGGCAUGGAUGGGCGGCUUUACGUGAAAUUUAUUCAAAUGAUUAGCGGGGAUUUUUCAAAGACUAACCACAGUGGAAACACGAGAAGAAGCGUUCCCUGCAUGGCCCUUUGGGUGCCGAGAGCAGCCACAUACGAGCAUAAGCUUCUCAAGAGCAAAAUUUUAUAGAGGGUGGUUUUGGGAUUGGUUCCUCAGCACAUUUCUGAAGGAAAAUACUUUUGAGGCGCCCGUUUCACAUACACGAAGAAGUCAUUUGGCCUACAGCUGCUGAUUUGGCAACUCAGUAAUCAACAAACCCUCCAACCUCUGUGUUUGGCAACAAAUCUAAUGAGCUGUAUCACUCCUCUCUUGGAUCAUGGCAAGAGAAUCGUUCAUGUGCAUAUAAUCGGAGCCCCUUGGCGUUACUCGUUAUAGAAUUAGAAGGUAAUGCCAGUGAGUUACUACUUCUCAUUUUAGAUCGGACAUGCCUUUUUUUUUUUUCUGUUUUGGUUUGCUCGUCAAUCUCGCCAUCAAUGAUUCCCGAAUUCAAUUAUGUGGAUGUUGGAUCAAUUUCUACUGUCAAUAUAGCUGUUAUAUUACUGAAGACGAUAUGCUGAGCCUGCCAGUGAAUAUGGCUGUUCUAUUUGAA
Messenger RNA from Phoenix dactylifera (date palm), 3578 nucleotides. Its product is annotated as exocyst complex component EXO70A1-like. Gene Ontology annotation, molecular function: phosphatidylinositol-4,5-bisphosphate binding. Gene Ontology annotation, biological process: exocytosis. The record is from RefSeq and is a predicted model, not a curated record. Gene Ontology annotation, cellular component: exocyst. NCBI's taxonomy places the organism in Eukaryota, Viridiplantae, Streptophyta, Magnoliopsida, Arecales, Arecaceae.